AUCGGCCAUUGUACGAUCUCGCGGAGACGAUCGUUCGCGAGAUAGUGUGGCAACGGAGAGAAACGAGUAUAUUUAUGCGUCCGCGACCGAUAAUCGAUGGAAUUGUAAGCGCGAUCGCGAUCGGACGGCGAAACGAAUCGAUCCAGGGAGAAAGAGCUGAAAAUACGACGAGAUGCGAGCCUCGAUACGCGAAUUAUAUAUCACACGAAAAUCGAGCGAGAACGGCCAUUGUGAAUUGCCAAUUGCCAUUGAAUCCGCGUUCGGAAAGACACAAAUGUAGGCUUGGUUCUCUUUUUUUUGCACCGCACCGCGUUACACCUUCCGCACUCGAAGUGUAGAUAAUAGUUUGACGUUUCGAAGCGAACGAAUGUGAUUGGUCAAACCAGAAUUGACGCUAAAUCCGAUUGGCUGCGCCAUAUUGAUACUGCCCUCUCGAUUGACCAAUGGCUCGUCGAAUUGCACACGAGUUAUCGCGUCAUUGAAUACGAAAUUUGCCGGGUUUUCCCUCUCGAUAGAAUUUCUUCCUUUUUGAGAAUAAAGAGAGACUCGUUUUUAUAAACGUGGAUUAACAAUCCUUGGACCUUUUUGAUGAUACUGUUGAGAUCUCGCAUAAGUUAAAUAUUUAAUUGAAAAAUACGUAGCAAGUUGUUAUAUACACAACGUGGUCUACGAAAAAUAAAUUAUCUUACAGUUGAAAAGAUGACGCACAAAUACGAGUGAACCAACGAUUGACGAACGAUUAAUAAUUCAACUUACUACCAGAUAAUUUUGUAUUCCUUAUACAUUGGACUCGAGUUAGUAUUUUGUAUAAAAUAUUAUAGAAAGCAAAACAGAAACUAUGGAUUCAAUGAUUGAAAGACGCAAUUCGUCUAUUGAAUCUGAGAAAUUGGAGGAAAAAACUUAUGUAAAAGAUUACACAGAAGCAGAAGUUGAGCAAUAUUUAAGGUUAAUAAAUAGUAAAGAUGCCAAUUCAAAAAAACCUGAAUUGAAUACAUCACUUGAAGGAUUAAAUGACAAUCUGCAAAAGCUUUAUGUGGAAGAUCUAGCAAAAGAUUACCAAAAGUGCAAUUUCACUUAUCAGCCAAAAUCUAAUGACUUGUCAGUUAUUUCUAUGAAAAAUGGAUUAAUAUCGAUAAUUGAAACAAAUUCUGUAGUUGUUAUUCAAGGACCAACUGGUUGCGGAAAGACCACUCAGAUUCCUCAAUUCAUUCUUGAUGAUAGUAUCAAGAAAAAACUCAACUGUAAUAUUAUAGUUACACAACCAAGACGAAUUGCUGCAAUAAAUAUUGCCAAAAGAGUUAGUCAAGAAAGCGGAUGGCCUCUUGGUAGUCUCAUAGGCUACAAAGUGGGUAUGAGAAAGGAACAUUCACCUGACACUCGCUUAACAUAUUGUACCACUGAAGUUCUCCUCAAUCUGUUGAUUCAUGAGAAACAUAUGUUGAAAUUUACUCACAUUAUAUUGGAUGAAAUUCACGAACGCGAUCGAGAGUUGGAUUUUCUUUUAUUAGUCAUUAAAAAAUUGUUACAAACAAAUUCUGGACAGGUCAAAAUUAUUCUUAUGUCGGCGACGAUCGAUGUAACGAGAUUUGCAGAAUAUUUUUCUACUAGAGUGGGAAAUAAGCUAAUGCCAGCACCAAUUGUCAAAAUUCCAGAAAGAAGAAAUUUUCAGAUUUGUACAUAUUAUCUGGACGACAUAGAGAAUUUAGGAGUGAUACCAGAGGUGUCGAUGGAACCAAUAAUUACUCAAGACAUGAUCAAUUUUUGCUCUCUUAUCAUCAGUGCUCUGGACCAAGUUGAUUUAAAUGAUAAUGAGAAAGAUUCAGAUUCGCCUCAAAGACACGCCGUUCUAAUAUUUUUACCCGGAAUUUAUGAAAUUGAAGAACUAUAUAAUUAUUUAUCGUCGACUUGCUACGUAAACAAAUUGUGGGAUAUAGUAACUUUGCAUUCAUUGAUUUCUAGUGAUGAGCAGCAACGGGUUUUUUAUAAAUCGCCAGAUGGUUACAGACGCAUUAUACUUUCCACAAAUAUUGCGGAAAGCAGUAUUACUGUGCCAGAUGUAAAGUAUGUGAUAGAUUUCUGUCUUAUAAAAGUGCUGGAGGUCGAUUCCAUUACUAAUUAUCAAACAUUAAAACUUUGUUGGGCGAGUAAAGCGAAUUGUAUGCAACGAGCUGGUCGUACAGGUCGAGUAAUGGAUGGUAGAGUAUUCAGAUUGGUUCCAAGAGCAUUUUAUAAUAACAUAUUUAACAAUGAGGGCACUCCGGAGAUGCUUCGUGCACCGCUCGCCAACCUGGUUCUUCGCGCCAAGAUUCUCGAUCUUGAUGAACCACGUGCCCUUCUCUCCCUCUCUCUUAAUCCACCCUCUCUGUCUAAUCUAGCGGCCACCGUUCUGACUCUAAAAGAGGUCGGAGCGUUAUUAGACGAGAAUGAUUCCUUUCAAUUAUAUGACGGGAAAUUAACCGAUCUUGGUAGAAUAAUGGCAGUUUUGCCGCUUGACAUACGAAUUACAAAAUUAAUUAUGUUGGGUCAUGUUUUUGGAGUUUUACGAGAUGCUAUUAUUCUGGGGAGCAGUAUGACCAUCAAGGACAUUUUUAACGUCUCGCAAUAUCGUGCUACUAUUUCUUCUUAUAUUACUCGAAGAAAAUGGGCUUACAAUUCUGACAGUGAUUGCAUCGCCACUUUAAAUAUUUACAAAGCAUGGCAAAAUGAAAAAGCGAAUCGUCGAUUAACUACUCGUGAAGCUGAAAGACAAUGGGCACAAAGAAACGAAGUAAACUUAAAAACUCUGUUUGAAUUGAAUGCUCUAGUAAACGAGAUCACUGAAAGAUUGCUCCACUUUGGAAUUGCAGAAAGUAUUGGAGUUAAUAAAGUCAUUUGGGAAGAUACAGAUCGCGAUUUCGUGCUUCAAGUUAUUCUCGCAGGAGCAUUUUAUCCCAAUUAUUUCGUCAAACGUAUACAAAAUUCGAAAAUUUAUGAAGAAAAUAUUACAAUGAACCUGGGUGUCUUAGAUCCUAUGAAUACAGUUUAUUUAAGAGGAUGGCCAUUAAAUCAACCUGGAUAUUUGUAUGCUAAACAAUUGCAGGAGAUUUUUGCUAAACAUCAAGGAAUUCCAGAAAAGCAGAUAGCAGUGUCCUUUGAUGAUUCAAAACGUGUUUAUGUGCAGUUUCGCGAGAAAACUUCUAUGAAUGAUAAUUUUUACAAUAUAUCAAACUUUGUGUAUCAGGCCGUCAAGAUGAGACAAUGCGAUGUGCCAUUCAAAAUAAACUUGUUAAAUCUAAAAGAAGCACAAAAGAUGGCAAAGUAUCAUAAUGUUGAUAAAUUUGAACAAACUCAUUUUUUUAAUAAAGAUUUGAAAAGGAUAAAGAGUAAUAGUUACAAAAUCAGCCCGAAAUUACCAGGACUUGAUGUCACCGAAAUACCUCUAUCUAUACAAACUAUUAUCAGCCCCGGAUAUUUCUGGGCGAUUCUCGACGACAAUGCGACCCGCAAUAAAUUAAAAAAUAUUGAAAAUAUUCUUAACAAACAUCCCUUGAAAGAACUUUCUUCUCCCCCAAAAACUUCAACCAUAAUCGCCGCCCCUAUAGAAAGAAAUAAUUCUUUAAUUUAUUAUCGCGCAAUAAUUGAGGAUUUUACCUCAAGAAUUGGAGACGUAGUCAAUAUUUUUUUCAUUGACAACGGUCGCUCUUCUCGAGUUCGAUGUAGUGAUUUAAGAGAAAUUAAUAAUAUAACAAUUUUAGAAAUGCCUCCUUUAGCGUUUCAUUGCAAUUUAGCUUUUUUGCAACCUUCAAAUCAAGCUAACUUUCAUGGUCGAUGGUCAAAAAUUUCGAGAAAUUAUUUUAUAAUGCAAAUUAAUCGUAAGAAUAAGAUCUUUGGAAAUAUUUAUUCAGUCGUUGAUAAUACCGUCAAUUUGGAAUUGAUUGCUAUUAAUGAAAAAGGAGAGGAAUUUAAUAUUAAUAAUGAUAUGAUUGAAAAAGGAUAUGCUAGAAGAAGAGAAGAAAGUUAUUUAUCAACACAUAAUCAUGAACUGAGAAUGAAUAUUAAUAGAAUGUCAAUGGAAGAAAAAAAAUUUUACGAAGAGAAACAGUAUGAUAAGGAUUACUUAUUAAACUAUCCUAAUCCACCUAAAGAACUUUAUAGCUCCAGCAUAAAUCUGCAAGGUCCAUACUCUCCCUUAGAAAUGGAAUUGAUCGAAUUGACAUCAGCCGGAAAAUUAAAAAAAGCAACCAUAGACUUUAAUUCUGUGAAUUGUAUUCUUCUGGAUGAUGAUCACGAUCAAUCAUUAGGACGUCUUUUAGUCGCUCAGAUCGUCAGUCAAGGAUCAAAUAGUGGAAUAUUAAUACUGAGAAAUACCACUUUCCUACCAAAUAUUCCUGGACUUGCAGCAUUGCUUACGCUAAGCUUUACACCGUAUAUGGAAUUGAGAUGUAAUUCACGACGGACUUAUUACACGGGAGCUUUAUGCGGUUUGGGUCCGAUGAAUAAUUCCACUAGACGGGCUAUGUUUCCUGAUCACGAUAUGGAAAUUAAGUUUGAUGUGGAAAUUACGAUCGACGAUGUCAAAGAGAUAAAUAAAUUACGUUAUUGGAUAAAUGCAGGAAUGCAACUAAAUCACAACUCGAAUUCUGAGCACAUUAUAAAUUGUCAAAAUAGACUUCAACGUAUUUUGCUUGAACUAAGGGAUAAACAAAGAAAAUCAAGAAAUCCAUUGAACGAUGAAAUUGAUAAUUACUCCGAUAAAUGGAAUUACUAUGAAAAGUCAUUUUUUUUGCCACCUGUUAAAGAAACGACAAGACAAUAUGACAUAUAUCCGUUGCAUAAAGCGCUAGAACUACGCGAAAUGGAUGACAAAAGGGAGGAAAUGCUGCAGCAUCUUGUGGAAUUGCAACGUUUUGCUUAUGAAGAUGUAUUUAAGAUGAAGAACGUGGUCAUUUUUUGUAAGCUGUGCAAAAUGGAGACAACUGGUCUGUUGGAAUUACGCAGUCAUCUUUGUUCAGCACAACAUAUAAAAAACGAAAAAGCAUUACGAAUUAGUUAGAUGAUUUAUGUCAAGAAACUAUUGCCAAAAUAAGAGUAAAAAAGUAUUUGACAUGUGAUUAUGAUAAUUAUUAAUCUAAUUUUACAUUAAAGAUUUACAUUAUUA
This is a messenger RNA of Nylanderia fulva, 5137 nucleotides long. Lineage: Eukaryota; Metazoa; Arthropoda; Insecta; Hymenoptera; Formicidae. The record is from RefSeq and is a predicted model, not a curated record.